AUGGCCAGACAGCGAUACAAGACCUUGGCAGUAUUGAGUCUUGACAAGCGGAUAGCCUUACCGUCAUCAGAGCCCAAGUUUGACAUGCCCAUGGUCAACGUGACGGUCAAAGAGAAGUCCACGGCGACACUGCCUUGUUCGGUCAGCUCUCUUGGUUCUUAUCAGAUUGUGUGGACAGAUCAAGUUUCAACGGUUCUCACGUUAGAAGACAGAAGGAUUAUUGAUGACGAGCGUAUUAGCCUAGAGCGGCCGUACACCCGGGACUGGAACCUGCAUAUCAGGGACGUCAGGUACAGUGACCAGGGCAUCUACAACUGUCAGAUCAACACCAACCCAGUCCGGCUUAAAACCAUCAACCUCAUCGUAUUAGUGCCAGCCCAGAUCAUCGACCACCUCUCCAGCUCCAACAUGGUGGUGCACGAGGGGGACACCGUGACCCUGGUCUGUAACGUCACCGGCACCCCCACCCCCAAAGUCGACUGGUUCCGCCUGGUGCCCGCUGCCAACGGGGGUGUCCAGAAACAGAAACUGGGCAUGAGCGGUGAGGUACUCGUCAUCCACAACGUCACCCGCUACUGUGGCGACAGCUACGAGUGUAUCGCCUUCAACGAGGUCAACCCAGCAGCGAGCAGGAUCAUAGAGGUUUCAGUACAGUUCCCCCCAGAGAUUUACCUGCCCAACAGGAGGAUCGGGCAGGAUGUGGGGAAGGAGACCAUUCUAGACUGUAACGUUUCGGGCUUACCUGUGCCCAACACCUUUUGGAGUAAAGACGGCAAUAUUAUUACAUCAUCGAAAAAGUACAGACUGGACGUGUACCCAGAUGAAGUGUUAAAGACCAGGUUUACGCUAAGCUUGCGAGUCUACAACAUUGAGAAAUCUGAUUUCGGGGCCUAUACGUGCACGGCUGAGAACAUGAAGGGGACGGACGAGGAGACAAUGUAUUUAUAUGAGUACGUGAAAAAAUACCCCACCACAGUGACGUCAACCGAGGCCGUUCAAACGACCUUGAGUCUAUUUAUGCCCGGGAAAACCCCCAAACAACACAGCAUGUACGACGGAGACGAGUUCAAGUACGACACGGUCAAGCCGACCCCUAUAGGGAAGGAUUACUCUAGGUACCAAGGUCACGGGGGUCAAGAGCAUCAGCAUUACCCGACAACCCCGUACAGAAAAGGUAAGAACAUCGUCAGUGCUGAUGGUAAUGGCGGCCGGAAGUUGAACAACGCUCUAUGGAUCAUAACAAUGACGUCAUGUUUUGGCCAUCUCGUUCUGCGGAUUUUGUGACCAAUAGAAUAAUUGGAAUUUAUUCACUGCGACGUCUACACAAUGGAGAGAAAGGACGUCGGUGCUAAAAAAUAACUGUACAAAUCAUGCGUCGUAUUUAUUUUAAAUAACAAAGCUUUACACUUAGAUAUAGAAAAAUUAUGGAAAUAAUAAAUAUUUCAUUCUCAAUCACACAGCGUUACAGACAUAUAUAGGAAAAUUAUUUUAAAAAAUAAAUAUUUCAUUCUUCACAUAUAUAUAUUGGA
Molecule: messenger RNA, 1529 nt
Organism: Physella acuta
Lineage: Eukaryota; Metazoa; Mollusca; Gastropoda; Physidae
Product: limbic system-associated membrane protein
Cellular component (GO): neuron projection
Source: RefSeq, a predicted model, not a curated record